Ambispora gerdemannii is the source of this 1638-nucleotide messenger RNA. Lineage: Eukaryota; Fungi; Glomeromycota; Glomeromycetes; Archaeosporales; Ambisporaceae. The record is from the annotation of a GenBank genome assembly.
AUGAUAAAGGUAUCAAAACCAAUCUCCAGUAUAGAAUUCUCGCAAAUUCUUCAGAAAAUUAAAUUUACUGGAGUGGGUAAAACUCCAAGACGAAUUGGUGUUGCUGUAUCAGGUGGCCUAGAUAGCAUCGCUCUAUGUUAUUUACUACGAGAUUGGUCCAUAUCUAAUGGCUGUAAACUGAUGGCGUUUACUGUUGAUCAUCAAUUACGCGAUGAGAGUAGUGGUGAAGCAAAGAAUGUUGGAGAGUUGAUGCGGAAAUUAGGAAUUGACCAUGAAAUCAUGAAAAUAAACUGGUCAAGAUCAACAACGAUGACUAAAGAAUCAGAAAAAGAAAUUUUCAAGCAUAGUAGUUCAUUUCCAACAACGAGCCAAUUGGAAACAAAUGCACGAAUUGAACGAUACACGCUCUUAGCUCAAGCAUGCAAGCAAAACUCGAUACAUCACUUAUUUAUUGGACACCAUCAAAAUGAUCAAUUAGAAACGUUGAUAAUGCGCUUUGCAAGAGGAAGCGGAAUUGAAGGAUUAUCGGCGAUGAGUAAUGAAAUAAAGUUACCUGUUGUGAAAAGUGCCGACGCGAUUGGGGUUAAAUUGGUGAGACCUUUAUUGGAUUGUACAAAGGAUCGUCUAAGGGAAACAUGUGUAUCUUUUAAUAUCCCAUGGUUUGAAGACCCGACAAAUACAUCUCUAACUUAUAAACGUAAUGCGGUACGUGAUUCAUUAAGUAAAAUCGAGCAAAAAUUUCAAGAAGGUGACGAGAGAUUACGGGCAUUAUCAACCGAGGGAUUGAAACAGAUUUUAGAACAUAUGCAAGAUCACAGACAAGUCUUGAACGAAAAAGUUAGUCAAAUAGUGAAGUCGAAAGCAAGAUUCAGUCUAAAAUAUGGCAUUUGUAUAAUUGAUAUUCCACCCGACGCGUCAAUAUCCUCCUCCGGAUGGUUGAAUAACCUUCCCAUAUCAUUCCGUGUUUUAAGUUAUCUACUUCGAUGGAUUCGUUGCGCUGAAUAUUCACCACGACUAGUCCAAAUUCGCACAUUACACGCGCAUAUCCUUCAACAACUGAUCCUACCACCAGAGCAACGUAAGAAUCUAACAAUCGCCGGUGUGCUCAUUUCUCCCCCAAGCAAAAAUUCCGGCGUGUUACAGCAUCGAUGGACAAUGUAUCGACAACCAUUCAACAAAACAAAUGCAUUUGACAAAGUUGACAUGUGUGAAAUCCAUUUCGAAAACAAAGAGGGAGAACUGGAAGGAAUUUUAUUAUGGGAUAAUAGAUUUUUCGUGGGUCUACGACUAAAUGAUCGCUUUCUUCAAGAAAAAUACAUUAAAAAUAAUGAGAUUAAAUUUUAUGUUAAUCGAUUUAUGAAAAAAGACUAUGACAUGAUCAAAAAAAUGUCUUAUGGAAAAUAUAUGAAAGCACUGAAUGAAUUCAUUUAUCAUGUUCCUACGAUCGGAAGGGAAACUUUUCCAUUAGUCAUGAUGAAGAAUCAGAAAACUGGACAGGAAAAAAUAUUGAGUAUUCCUACGUUGGGUCUUGACUUUUAUCCUCAAAUUGGAUCUUGUUGGGUUAAAUUUCGUAAUAACGUGAUUAACAUUAAUACUACUAAUGAUCAGGAUAUAAUAGGAGGUGGUUCAUUUCUUUGA